Rotaria sordida is the source of this 688-nucleotide messenger RNA. NCBI's taxonomy places the organism in Eukaryota, Metazoa, Rotifera, Eurotatoria, Philodinida, Philodinidae. The record is from the annotation of a GenBank genome assembly.
AUGUUAUUGAUUAAAUAUAAUAGUUAUUCGAUGUAUCGAUUUCGAUAUUUUUUAUCAUCAUAUCAGAACAACAACAAAACAUAUUCGAUUUCAUCAUCUGUAACAUUAAACUCAAGAAUGAAGAAACUAAUCGAUUCCAAACAAUAUAAAGAAGCUCUAGAUCUUUUCGAUCAACAAACUGAAAUAUGUAAUAAUUUUACUAUUGAUAUGGCAAUAAAAGCAUGUACAAUAUUGAAUGAUUACAAACGUGGUAUUACUAUUCAACAAAAGCUUUCAUCAAAUUCAUUGAAUAAUCCUUAUAUUCAAACAUCAUUAAUUCACUUUUAUAGUAAGUUAUUCAUUUUAUCAAUCAGAACAUGAUUGUAUAAUACUAAAAAUAUAUGAAUACUUCGAUGAAUCAACACACUUAUCUUUAGCAAAAAAAAUCCUUUUUCAUUUUUUAUCUUUUCUGUGUAACAUUAGACUUGGAUAAUUAUAGAUUUCAUUUAUACAAAUCGAAGCUCGUCAAUAUCUCAAAUCAGUACAACAAACUCACUGUUUUUUUUGUUCUACACAAAAUAAUAUCCUUUCAUAUUCUUCUUUUAAAUUAAAGUAUUAAGAUUGAGUCACUAAAAGUAUGCCAACAGUUUCAACAAAAAGGCCAUCAUAUACUAAACGGUUAAUGGUACUCACUAUUUACAUAUAUCGG